Messenger RNA from Babjeviella inositovora NRRL Y-12698, 597 nucleotides. RefSeq lists its product as uncharacterized. Gene Ontology annotation, molecular function: hydrolase activity. NCBI's taxonomy places the organism in Eukaryota, Fungi, Ascomycota, Pichiomycetes, Serinales. The transcript has a single exon. The coding region runs from base 38 to 568 and encodes 176 amino acids. The record is from RefSeq and is a predicted model, not a curated record.
AACUUCGCUUAUUAUUUUACAGAAGUUACACAUUUCAAUGCCACAAUACAAAUACACGUAUGGGAUUAUUCGCUGUACGAGCACAAAUGAAAUCCUUUUGCUCAACCGCCAAAAGCAUCCAUGGAUGGGCCGCUGGAACGGCGUAGGGGGAAAGUUUUCGCCGGGCGAGACGCCGAUGGAUUGCAUCAUCAGGGAGACACAAGAAGAAACCGGUUUGGUGAUCAGCAACUACCAGCUGAGGGGUGUCAUGACCUGGUUUAAAGAUGGGGAGAAUUUAGGAGGCAUGUACGUCUUCACAGCUGACUUGGCAGAGAUUCCGCGGGGGUUCCAUACACCAAAGCUCGUUGACGAGGGAAUCCUUGACUGGAAGAAGAUCACCUGGGUCUGUGACGAGAAAAAUUCAGGGAUAGUGGAUAAUUUAAGGAUAAUGCUCCAAAAUUUAUUCCAUGCAGACGAGAAGAGUACGUUUAAAACACUCUACGAGUCAGGCUCGGGCGAUAAGACCUUUGCCAGCGACAGGUUGGUCAGCGUAGAGUAUUUAACCGAUUCUCACCAUGAAAUUUACUAGUUAGGUGCUAAUACUGAAGCAAAGGGGCG